Molecule: messenger RNA, 699 nt
Organism: Trypanosoma brucei brucei TREU927
Lineage: Eukaryota; Euglenozoa; Kinetoplastea; Trypanosomatida; Trypanosomatidae
Exons: 1
Coding region: 1-699 (232 amino acids)
Biological process (GO): retrograde vesicle-mediated transport, Golgi to endoplasmic reticulum
Cellular component (GO): SNARE complex; endoplasmic reticulum
Molecular function (GO): SNAP receptor activity
Source: RefSeq, a predicted model, not a curated record
AUGGAAAGAGACUUAAAUGACAGUAGGGCUGUGAUGCAGCGCGACGCCGGGGAGAAAGACACCUUUUCGCUUGAGCUGUUAAUUGCUCUUGAGAGAUGGGCGGGCUCCAAGUUGUCUGAGUUAAAUCGAGCUGUAAAAACACAUCAGCACACCCGCACCCAACAUACGCGCAGGGCUGCCAUGUCGGUUAUUGGUACCUCACAGCAUGUAGUAGAGGAACUCGCUAAGGUGAUAGCAAUGGUCCACCAACAAAAGAAACAAAUGACUGAAGGGGCUUUGCCCACAUCAUUCGUUACACUUGUGGCACAACUUGAGAGUCAUCGUGCUGCCAUUUGCAGGGCUCUUCCAGCAGCGGCUGCUGCAGUUGAGGCUAGCGGUGAGGAAAGCGCCGCCGAAAAGGUGAAUGCAUUGCGUUCACUCAUGCACACGCGAUCUAUUCUGAACGCUGAACUCCAUAAAGUGCAGGGCGCUGUCAAGGAGCUUGCGGGAAGUUCGGAGUCGCUAGAAGUGCUGCAUGGUGCGUUGCAGAAUGUCAAUGCGACUGUUGAAAUUGCCCAGAAGAUGGUGGGGAAAUUAUUAUCCAUAAAGACUGUGGAUGAUAUUGUGCUGCGUGUCUCUCUCUUCUGCUUUGUUCUUGUGGUGGCGUACAUAAUAACUCAGCGGGUGUUCGGCUUCUUUCCGUCUGUGGUUAGGCGAUGA